AUGAAAAGAUAUUUUAUGGCCGCAUCGCCAUUGCCCUCUCAAAGACAUCUCUACGCAACAUCACAUCAUGCGGCCAAAAUUGACAGUCCAGCAAAAUGCGUUACGUGUGGCGUCGCGCCGGAAUGCACAUUCCAGGAUGUGAUGUUUUCCAGAGAUGCUGACCAGUAUAUCUUGAGCUGUCGAGGGCCCGGGGUACCACGAGCCUUCCUCUCAUCGAUCUCUUCGAACAAUUCGUUAAGUAAUUUUCUACUGUGA
Messenger RNA from Gongylonema pulchrum, 255 nucleotides. The record is from the annotation of a GenBank genome assembly. Lineage: Eukaryota; Metazoa; Nematoda; Chromadorea; Rhabditida; Gongylonematidae.